Molecule: messenger RNA, 11598 nt
Organism: Podarcis lilfordi (Lilford's wall lizard)
Lineage: Eukaryota; Metazoa; Chordata; Lepidosauria; Squamata; Lacertidae
Source: the annotation of a GenBank genome assembly
CCAGCAGCACCAAAAGUUAUGCUGGCGAACAAAAAGCCGCAAAAUGCAAAGUCAUGCUGGCGCAGCAGCUACGCCAGAAAGCAGGAGAGCCGGGAAGGAGGCGCCAACCGACAAGUUCUUCGGCUUCGUGCUCUCGCGAGAGUUGAGAAGGUAUAAAACAGAAGGGGCACUGCCUGCAGGGCUGGAUCUUUUUUUUGUUUCGAGCCGGGAGCGGCAAGAGGAUAUUUGAGGAAGCGGGUAAUUUCGCAUUAGGUAAAACAUACCUCUCUCUCCGCCGUCCAAAAUGAGAAUCUGGGCCAGGGCAGGGCUGGCCUGCAGUUCGUACAGGUUUUGUUCGUUUGCUGUAAUAGAAUGUGCUUCCUAAUAGUAUUUGAGAUCUGCUGUUUUGUGUGUCAAAUUAAUUGUAGACGGUUUCCUGAUGGAGAUCUGUGUGUGUAACUUAGCUGGGCUUUGCUCCCCGGCGCCUGGUAGCCCAACAGGUGGAGGGGAGAGCGGAGCUGAGUUCAGUUUCCUGCCUUGGUCAAGCUUCGGGUCGUUUUUCGUCGCCUCGGUUUCCUGGCGCAACAAAAGAUCCCGGUUUAAAGAGGCUGGGAAGUGCAGCCUGCAGGGUGGGGAAAAGCUCUGGGUGCGAUCGACGCCCGAGCUAUUAAGUGAAAUGGUGCUAUUAAGUCAAUGAACUUCAAAGGACGUCGCGGUUCUGGCCGCGCCUGCUGCUGUCGGGCUGGCCGCCGGCUCCUUCCGCUGCUCGUUUCAAUGGGCUGAUGGUGGGUUUGGUUGGGCGUGAAGCUGCAUUUAUCUUGGUAGGGAGAGAAGUUGGGAUGCUUGGACGCAAAAUAGGGCAUUUGGGAGUUGGAAGGCUGCUGCCUCCGCGGGUUAGGGGCCGUUGUCUUGUGUUCCACGAGAGAUGGCAGUUUUUAAAUAUAAUUGUAGAGUAAGGUCGAGGUUGUAGCCCUGGGCUCAGGUACCUGAAAAGGUGCUACUGAGCUCCAUGGAAUUUAGCGAAUGAACAUGACGCACCGUGUGCAAGAGAGUUGAAAUGGGCGAAGGCUAGCUAGUUAUGAACGAGUUUCCUCUUAUCGGUUUCAUUUCCAUACCAUUGCGUAAUGGAAAACUAAACCGUUUAAAGUUAACUGCACUGAUUUGAGUAGUGUUACUAUUAUUUUUGGCAUAUUGGGGUUGAGAUGAUCAUCUGGAACUCUGAUUUGUGCACCGUUGCCUGUUUUGGGAUGUACUGAGUUUAUACUUGGAAUACUUCUUGUGCAUUACGCAGCUAAUCUCAAGGCUUACUUUUAAAAUAACGCAGCUGUUAUUUUCUUGUGCUAGAGCCAAGUUGUAUGGGGAACAGUGUUAGAAACUGAGAUAUGAAAGCUCAGAGCUAAGUGGCGCCUUAAACCUGGGUUAUGGGUGCAACAACGGAAUGUUUAGGCGCACUUUUUUAUAACAAGAAUACAAAGCUGAAAAUGAAUGAACUGCAGCUAAAAUAUUAUGUUCAUUUUUCACAUGGUCUAGUUCUUCCCCUAAUAUUCUUAAGAGGGUCUCUUCUCCAGUUUUCAGAGAGUAGCUAGAAGUGAAGAGGCAGAAAAAGGUCCUCCUUUCCUGCCACUCUGCAUUUUUAUUCUGAAAUCUUAGAUGCAGUACUGCACCCAGAGCUCAGAAACUGCUUACCCUAAUGAAAUUCCCUGUCGCAAAAUGCGCCUAGAACAAUAGGAGUUUCGAACACUGAUGGGGAGCUACUAAAGCCACUGAAAUGUAUUGUGGUUUAAAAUUCCUUUUUAAUUUUUUGGCCCAAGGGCUGUACACACUUUCACAUACAUGUGCAUGCACACACAGAGUCAGACAACCCUCCCUAUGCAGCUGAUCCAGGCAGAUCACCUGAAGGGGAAUUAUUGCUCCUCAUGUGGUUAUCAGAUUGCUCCUUUGGGAACUGUUUGCAGCCAUCCUUAUUAAAUAUGCUUAGAAUGCAUAUUUCACAUUACCUUUAAUUUUAUAUUUUUAAGUUUUGCAUUUUAUUAUAUACUUAUUGUAUACCGCCUUGAUACUUUAGCAGAUGGUGGCAUAUAAAUACUUUUAUAAUUUUAGUCUAGAGGGUACAGUUUUCCACUCCCCAACCCAGUUCUGCAUCUAAUAUUUUUUUCAUUUUGCCCCUGCUGCCCCAUGGGUGAUGGUGGGAAGGGGGAAAAAUGUUUGUGGGAGGGUUUGUGGGAGCCACUCUUGUUCUACAGAAUGCUGUUAAGUUUCAUGUUCCUAUUGUUAGUAUAGAUUAUCCCUUAAAGUGUCUCUUGUUGGACAGUGGAACAGACUUCCUUGGGAGGUUUGGACUCUCCUUCCUUGGAGGUUUUUAAGUGGAGGUUGGAUGCCCAUCUGUCAUGGAUGCUUUAGCUGAGAUUCCUGCACUGCAUGGGGUUGGACUAGAUGACCCUUGAGGGUCUCUUGCAACUCUGCAGUUCUGUGAAUCUAUGAAAAAACAAAAUUGAUACAUUUACAUUUGACUGAGCGCUUCCCUCAGUAUCUUUCCAGUUUGCUUAAAGAUGGCAGGUUGCACACAUCUAAUCUUUUUCUGCUCUGUUGAGACAAUUAAUGUUGGCAUUUAAAGGUGAUUGGUAUGUAUUCUUGAGUCAUAUUAUAUCUUAAAAACUAUGCUAAUGCAUAGUUGGCUACAAUCACAGUAGAAAAUUUGGUUGUGUUAAGGUUCAGAUAUUUAAAAUUAUGUGGCAACAUAAACUUAGCUGAAGUACAUACUUUAAAAUGAAUUUCAGGCUGCAUGCAUGAUGGCAUUUGGCCUUGCUCAUCAUUGUUUAUGCAAACCUUUGGCAGAGGGGCCCUAUGACUCCUAUUGCGACUUCAUACUCUGCAGUUCAACUUUGGCAGGUGGGGCCGCUUUCCUUUGCCCAUGUACGUACGGUAGUUUGAAAUCAAAGAGUAUGGGCGUAGCUUGCUUGCCUGAAAUAACCUCUUGGGCUGAAGGCUCCCCCGUGCUGCAGAGUAGAUACUGAAGGGUAAAAGUAGAGUUUACUUACUUGUACCCAUGGAGUUUAUAACUCAGCAGAUACUGCUUAAAUUAAAGCAUGUGGAACAUUUAACAUCUGUUUUGUGUGCUACAUCGAUUGUAUUUUAAAAAAGUAUUGAAUAUACAGAUAGUGAAGGUUCUUUUUCUUUUGGUCCAAAUACUGAGGUAAUGAAAUAGUUGUUCCUACAAUAUCUUGACAAACCUGCAGUAGUUCUGUUCAGUCCAGCACAUUCUAAAUUGUAUUUUAAAUGUAUGCUAAACUUUUGCUAAUGGGUUUCCUCUUCUGGGGUGGGUCAAUGUAAAAGCCACAGAACCUAACAAGUUCAAACUUUCUCCAGCUCCAGUCAGAAUGUCAGCAGGAGAUGCUCACAUUGGGAAGCCAGCCCCAGACUUUCUGGCCACGGCUGUAAUGCCAGAUGGGCAAUUCAAAGAACUCACACUCUCUCAGUACAAAGGUAAGUGCAAUAAAGCAUGUUGUAUUUGUAUUUGUUGGCAAGGGUUUACUGAGGUACUGAUAAGUAUGUGACAUGUAUAAAACCCUAACUUAACUGUCUGGACUAACAACAUAACCUUUUUUGAUUCUGAAAUGGAAGUUUUGUUGGCAUUCACAAAAAUGCAUUGGAUAGUAUUGCAAAUAAGUCCUCAGAAAGUUACUAACACAUCUGCAUGUAGGUACCCUAUUCUGUUCUAGUAUGUAUGUUGUCCUUGCAUGUGUCACUUCUGCUAGCUUGGAAGAAAAUAGUUACGACUUUUAUUUGCAGCACUUCUUUUGUUUAUUUGGAGAUCAAGGAGAGAAGAGAGCAUGGGUGUGAAACUUUCAGCCUACAGUCCAAACUAGGCUCACUAGGCUGUUUUUCUUAAACCACACCCACCUGCCCCAUAUGUGACCUCAGGUGUGGCAGAUGCCCAGGGAGUUCAAUCCUGCUUUGUGAUGUAUACAGUGGUACCUCUGGUUAUGUACUUAAUUCAUUCAGGAGGUCCAUUCUUAACCUGAAAAUGUUCUUAACCUGAAGCACCACUUUAGCUAAUGGGGCCUCCCGCUGCCUCCACAUUACCGCCGCCCAAUUUCUGUUCUUAUCCUGAAGCAAAGUUCUUAACCUGAGGUACUAUUUCUGGGUUAGCGGAGUCUGUAACCUGAAGCAUAUGUAACCUGAAGCGUAUGUAAACCGAGGUACCAUUGUAUAUCUCUCUCUUAGCCCUCCCUAGUGGUCCAACUCACCUGUCAAAUCAACUGGUGGCAGUAUGACAUCAGAUGACUGACAAGUAAGGUGAUCGUGUGCAAAGUUUGCUAUCCGUGGUGGCAGAAGAUAAACAACUGGCCUGCCAUGCCAAAAAAGGCUCCUCACCUCUGGGGUAGAAUGCCACAAAGCUGUUAAUAUUUGGAAUCAGAAAUUUGUGACUUUUGAAUUGGUUCCAGCUUUGCUGUGGUGGGAAUCUUCACGUAAGAGACUAAUCUGUUAACUUCUUCUCCAGGGAAAUAUGUUGUGUUCUUCUUCUAUCCACUUGACUUUACCUUUGUCUGCCCAACUGAGAUCAUUGCAUUCAGUGACAGAUCUGAGGAGUUUAGAAAAAUCAACUGCGAAGUGAUUGGUGCUUCUGUCGACUCUCACUUUUGCCAUCUUGCCUGGUAAGAAUAUUUGGACCUCAGCCUUUUUAUUCUCUGGGGGUCUCCUACGUUAAAAGUUAUAAGCCUGUUAAAUGGGUGAAAGAAGCAGCUACCAACAAGUGACUAUUGCCAGCUAUUUCUUUUUUCCGCUAACCCAGCCUCAUGUCCUGUGCAAGAGAGAGAAAACACCAUCCUGCUCACAAAUCAAUUUGUGCUAGAAAGGGGGUUGGUUAAGGGUUUUUUGCCCACCCUUCACAAUCCUGUUCUGAUCCGGUCCUGUAGCUUUUUAAGUGUAGUCAUCUUAAGUCCCUGAACUUGAGCAGCUUGAGCUGUAACCUUAGACCCAAUGAAGCUGCUUCUCUGGCCAUUAUGGUAAGAACCAUGUGGGUUUCCUUUAUUGGAUAUUGUAAGAGCAGUGUGGAACCGGACCACUAGGAAGCUGUUCCCACACCACUCCAGUAACAUGGAUUGGGACUUGAAAUAAUUCCAAACUAGUGCUUGAAACUAGACAGGAAGUUUUUGGUCACUGCCUCUUUUGCAAAGACCACUGAAUCUCCUGUACUUUAGAUAUUCUGCUGUAGUCGAAUGUGUUAAGUGUACAGAAGGACAAGUAUAUUGUUGAAAUACUAACCCUCAUUAUAAAAUGCCUUUCUUCUUCUUGUUAACAGGAUCAACACACCCAAAAAACAGGGUGGACUAGGCUGCAUGCGUAUUCCCUUAGUGUCUGACACAAACCGUGAAAUUUCUAAAAAGUAUGGAGUAUUAAAAGAAGAUGAAGGCAUUUCCUACAGGUAAGGUUACCACUGCAGCCUCUUAGUGACUUGUGACUUAGUGACUUGUGGUAUAUAGAGCACUGCAUGAUAAAGGUUCUAAAAGAUAAAACUUAAUCAGAGGGAGAAGCCCACAGAAAAUAAGUGAUGCAAGUUUUGAGUCAACAUGCACACUUUACUAGUCCUGUUAAUAAGGCUGCCCUUAAUUAUGAAUGUCCUUUUCACUGGGAAGAGGAAAGUGAAUGUGUGAAUAUGUGCAAUCUCCGUUUGGCAUCUUCCCAGAUCCGCUAUCAGCACCUGAGUUGAAAAACACCAAUUCAAAUUUAAACUCUGUUCUUCAGAAUAGUGCUAGUAUCUUGUAACAAAAGUUUGAACAUUCAAGUUAGAAGUCUCUUGAAGGGUGAAAGGUAAAGAGGCUGUACGUAGGAAGUUUUACCACAUUCCUUUAUGAAAUGUUCUAUAGAGGUUUUAGUGCUUGGAACUGCAAAUGAGUCUCCUAAUAAUAAUAAUAAUAAUAAUAAUAAUAAUAAUAAAAAAUAAUAAUAAAUUUUAUUUAUAUCCCGCCCUCCCCAGCUGAAGCCGGGCUCAGGGUGGCUAACAACAAUAAAACAGUACAAAAGUACAGCACAAACAACACUCUAAAAUCAUUCAUUAUAAAAUUAAUUAAUUCAAGCCACUGGCAACCAUUGGGCCAGAGCUCCGCGAAGAUUUCCGAGGGAGGGAGUCAGGCUGUGCCCUGGCCAAAGGCCUGGUGGAACAGCUCUGUCUUGCAGGCCCUGCGGAAAGAUGUCAAGUCCCGCAGGGCCCUGGUCUCUUGUGACAGAGUGUUCCACCAGAUCGGAGCCACGGCCGAAAAAGCCCUGGCUCUAGUUGAGGCCAGCCUAACUUCUCUGUGGCCUGGGACCUUCAAGAUGUUUUUAUUUGAAGACCGUAAGUUUCUCUGUGGGGCAUACCAGGAGAGGCGGUCCCGUAGGUAUGAGGGUCCUAGGCCGUAUAGGGCUUUAAAGGUUAAAACCAGCACCUUAAACCUGAUCCUGUACUCCACCGGGAGCCAGUGCAGCUGGUAUAGCACCGGGUGAAUGUGAUCUCGCAGCGAAGACCCUGUAAGGAGUCUCGCUGCAGCAUUCUGCACCCGCUGGAGUUUCUGGGUCAGUCUCAAGGGCAGCCCCACGUAGAGCGAGUUACAAUAAUCCAGUCUGGAGGUGACCGUUGCGUGGAUCACAGUGGCUAGGUCAGGGCGAGAGAGGUAAGGAGCCAACUGCUUAGCUUGGCGGAGAUGGAAAAAUGCCGCCUUUGUUGUAGCUGCAGUCUGCGCCUCCAUGGAAAGGGAGGUGUCGAAGAUUACACCCAAACUCUUAACGGACGGUGCUGGCACUAAUUGCGCCCCCGCAAGAGAUGGGAGUUGCCCCCCCCCCCAAUCCCAUAUCGUCCCGUCCCAGGGUUUUUUGCUUUUAAUUUAUAUAUAGGUGGAAGUUGUACCAGAUCAUUUUGAUGUUUUCAGAAGAACUAAAAUGGUACAGAAUUUGGUGUUGAAUGCUAGUUUGUAGUUUUUUAUAUUCUGCCACCAUACAUUUAAGUGUUUUGGUUUUUGUGUGUGUGUGUGCCUUCUCUCUUUAGGGGCCUCUUCAUCAUUGAUGAUAAGGGAAUCUUGCGCCAGAUCACAAUCAAUGAUCUCCCUGUUGGUCGCUCAGUUGAUGAAACACUCCGGCUAGUUCAGGCUUUUCAGUUCACAGACAAACAUGGAGAAGGUAAGACUGUCAAGUUCAGGCUAGGCAAGCAUGAACUGCAGUAAGUUUCUCAGUGGAAAAAGGAGGAUGCACUUAACAUGGUGUAUCCUCUUCCCUGCAAAGGGGAUACUAUGUUUAAAGAAACAUAAAUGUGAAAAUCUAGGACUAUGGUUCUCUAAAACAGUAUCUCAUUGAUAAAAAUCCAGUUCCUGAGUAGCAUCUUGUAUGGCUAAAAAAGUCCAGGAAUAGGUAAAUAGAAAUAGGCUUUUAAGAGUCUCUCUGGUUUCUAGCUAUAUCUACAGGACAAAUAAGAGAUAGUAUUGACAGCUGGUGGAGGGGCAGAACAUCUUUCCACCAAGAAACUAGAGUCAGAGGUAGACAGGAACUACUGUCCCUGUAAAGACAGUAUCCCAUAUACACAGUAGCAUUUUUCCACAGAAGUGAGUAGCUACCAUUCAUUCCCAUGGGAAGAAAUCUAAAAUGUUGCGUUUGGGGGCUGCUGUGUUAGAGAAAGCAUUGGCACCUCACAUUAUUUGCUUGUCUUCUCUGUGGGAUUCUUGUUGAGGCCAUUUCCUACAGAACAUACUGUAUUUUUCCGUCUAUAAGACACCCCCAUGUAUUUUUGCAGCAACAACCAAUCGCCAGUCCAACCUCGGCACUAUCCAUGUAUAAGAUGCCCCCUAAUUUUUAACAUUAUUUUUAAGGGGAAAAACCUAGAGUUAUACCCGGAAAAAUAUGGUAUAUUUUGUGCCCCCUCAAGGCACAACAUGCAUCCUUUUUUCCUUCCCUACUGCCAACAGAUAAAUGUCAGUUAUAACCCGUAUAUAUUACUAUUCUGCCACAUUGCCACCAUAUUGUGAUAUUCCCAGGCUCCCUUGCAAAGGUGUGUUUCCAGGUGGGCACUAAGGGCAUUCCUCCUUUUUCACUGAAUCAAGACUUUCUUUAAAAUACCUGCAUCAACCAUCUAUUUACUUACAGAAAGCAAUAGGGCUCCUCCUUUAUAUUCUUAGUCAGUGAGAUAUAUUUACGUUAGACUCUACCCUGACCAGAACAGUUAAAACAGAAGCAUGUAUUUACUUAAGGAACAUAACAUCCAGGACUGUGUACAGACUGUUCUAACUUUCAUAAUGUCUAUCCUUUUCUACAUAUGCCUCUCAUUGGCUCUCUGAUCUCAUUCCCAUUUCAUUCAGUCCCUCAAAGCGACUCUUUCAGCUGUUAUUUUUCAAUGGACACAUAAUACUAGUCUUUCACUCUCAACUCUGGCCCAUCUUCCAUCCAACCUCCCUGCUCUCAGUCAUUAUUUCAGUCUUCUGUUGCUGUCAGGCAUUUGGCUAGUAUUUUAGAUGCAUAAACACUGAAUCGCUUCGGUUUUUCCAAGAGGCAGCUGUCCUGUGCAACUCAGGCAGUGGCGUAGCGUGGGUUGUCAGCACCCGGGGCAAGGCAAGUAAUUUGCGCCCCCUAACCCUGAGUGAGCCAGGUAGGGGCAGAGAGCUGCGAGUGCGAGCGUGUGCCCCCCAGAUGUUGCGCCCGGUGCGGCCGGCCCCCCCCUGCACCCCCCACGCUACGCCACCGAACUCAGGUACACAACUGCAUCAAGAAGCCCAUCUGUAGGAGAGGUGGGGUGGUGACUGCUGCUAGUUCCAGAAGUUAGUCAAAUAGAUGACGGAGCUUGUAGUGAUCCAAGUCAUCUUGUGUGAAGUCUAGUGAUGGACAUGAUAACUUAGUUCUUUGUAUGCUGUUUUCGGUCUGUACUACUGGAGUAACUUAAAAGUUAAUAUUAUUAUCUCCUCAGUGUGUCCUGCUGGCUGGCAUCCUGGGAAAGACACUAUCAAGCCUGAUGUUCAGAAGAGUAGAGAGUACUUCUCCAAGCAGAACUAAAUGUGCUGUGUGAUUGUUUUUUGUACAAGGCAUCUAUUCUGUAACCUGUAUAAGUAAAAGCAGACCUGUACUUGUCAUUCUCCUUAUUUUUAAUAGUAAAAUUAUUGUGAGCUAACUGGUUUAUAGUUCAGAUGCCAUUUAUUCUGGAUCAAUCCAAUUUACAUUACUAGGACAGCUUUGGAGUAAAUGGAUUAUGAACUGAAACAUUGGUCAGUACUUAAUAGCUAUUGUUGAUAGUAUAUGUCCUUUUGAUCAGAACCAGGAAAGGGAAAUUGCUCCUUGUGCUAGUGUGGAUAAAAAGGACCAGUACCAUGUAUAUGAUUGGCCCAGGGAUAUAGAACAGGCAUGUAGAACAGUCGGUUUUUCUGAUGUUUUGUACUGUCAUUAAACUGUCAUUAAACAUUAAAUGUCUCUAAUUAAUUGAGUGAUCUCAGUAUAGCAGGAACAUGCAAUAGCUCUUCUGAAAGGGCAUUCUUUCUGUUAGAAAGCUUGUCUUUGUACUCCUUUGAGGGGGGUGGUGUUUCUGAGCUGGGUGUGAAAAGAUAAUCAAAUACAUAUCAACGUGUAAAAAACCCUAAGCUUUAUGCAACCCCUGCUACAUACUUUGUUAACCAUGUUGCCAAACCCUUUUAGCCAUGUAACAGAUGCCGCAGCCUUCAGUCUAAUAACUCAUGACUUACAGACUUUCACUAUCCAAAAUCUGAACCGCAAGCCUAAAAUCAUCCAUUGAUCUUAGUCCUUGCGUAGUCCUAAUUGCCUUCCUAUCAGUACUGGCUCUGAUAUGGUCCCUUCCCUCUCACAACAUUUUGUGUACUUACGCAGUUCUGGAAUUUCUCUACAUUAUUUAUUUAUUUUCUGUUUCUAAGUGUAUGAACUGCCAAGUCAUAGGAAAAAAAUCAUGUCAGUAUACAGUACAAUAAAACAACAUAAAAUACAGAUCAAAUUACCAACAAGGAAUCAAAUAAAUCGUUUAAAAAUGACUGGAGAAAGCAACUUUUAUCGGCGACAAAUUAUCAAAGUGGUAAGUCUUGAAACAAUGUUCCAGAGCACCUGUGCUGCUAUGCUAAAUGUUGGUUCCCGUAGAAACUUAAUCUAUGUCAGGAGGGUUUCAGAAGAGUGCUGUGAUCUGGCCAGUUUAUAAGGGAUAAAGUGGUCAUUUAGGUAACGUGGUAGAUGUUUAGAAGCAUUGGGGAUGUGAUGGUACCGUGAGAGACCCAAUAGUAAAAAUGCCAGCGGUUUAUAGUCCUCCAGAGUCAUUCUCAGAAAGGUCCUGCAGAAAGGUACAGAACCAGUGAAGUAAAGUGCCACAAAUCCCCACCCAGCACUGCUGGUCCAAGUGGGUACAAUGAUUGUUGUCAAAAAAGAGUGAGCUGCAGGGUCACACACUCCUGUGAUCAAGGUCAUCCAUCAGGACCACUAAUGCGGACUAGGUCCCAAAACAACUUGAAGCCAGACUGAGGUAGCUCAGGAGUACAUGUUUCACACCUGCACUCAGUAAAUUAGAGGAUCAACAUGCUUCCCAGAAAUAUGAAAGGAGUAAUAUAUGAUAUAUAAAUUGAUAAAAGAGCAUCUUAAAAGCAAACUUCCUGUAGUUGUCCAAGCAUUAGAAUACAAAACAGCUGCUAAAAGUGCUUGAUCUUGAGAACCCAUUCAGGUUGAACAUCCUGCAAUUUAGGGGAUAUCCUGAGGAAGCGGGAAACAGUACUUGCUGCACUAACUGAUAGAACCCACAAUGUGGCACUGCCACCUAACAUUAGGAAAUACCCCCACAAGGCACUAUAUUAAAAGGACUUGAUUUCCUAAGAUUGCAGAGCAUCAAUUGAGAUGGUGAUAUUCAAAUACCUCCUAUAGCUGGGGUCCUCUCUUAAAUUGAUAGCGUCAAGUGGAUUAAUGCAGUAAGGAUUACCAGCAGACUUCUGGUUAAUUCAAAGUACAUUCUUCUGAGGCAGUCCCUUCACUUUAUCCCCCUUGCCCUGCUUCCAUGGGUGGCUCUAACAGGACUGGCUGAAAUGUGCUGGCACACACCCAAGGCUUCUGUAGCUGUUUUAUAUUUUCUGUGAGCUUUGUACCCAGGGCUGAGUGUUCUUUGGCUCUCCUUUCCUUCUGAUUCUCCAUGUUUGGUAUCCUCACUUGCCAUCAUACUAGUCUUUGCUGUGUUACACACCUGUGAAGGUAAUAAUAGGCAUCUGGUGUAUGACACAGACAAACAGAAUUAACUGCUAGAAAAAUUAGAGGGGAGCUAACAAAGGCAGUUGCUAUUGCUUGUUGUGUACAAGGAGUAAGAUUAAUGAGGAUUAGGAAUCAGAAGAGCUUCAUACUUCCGUACCAAGAACAAUUGCCACAUUGAUCCUUGCAUGCGGAGCGCACAACUUUUCAACACCAUUAUGAUAUUGGCAGACAACACUGUAGAUUAUGGAUGUAGAAAUCUAGUUUACCACACCUCCAAAGCACGUGAAGAUAAGCAGGAUAAGAACUGGUGCCACAAAACCUGGAGAUUAAUCAUUAUGCUUUUUAAAAUUAUAUGUUGUAAGCUGUUCUUAAAACUUUUUUGGUAGGUGUGGGAUUUAAAAUUGCAGAAAGUUGCCAUUAAAGUUGCAGCAACCCAUACCU